UAGUUCAACUUUCAUCAUUGAUUCCUCAAUACUCAACAAUCAUACUCGUAGAAAAUCAAAAGAAAAACAGAAAAAAAGAAAAGUACAUACCUUUGGCAGUCUCAAGACUUUCAGCCUCCUCAAGCUUGCUUGUAAAAAUUUCAGGGUCUCAGCGUCUUCAUCUUAAUUUUGGUUGUCCAAGUUUGCAAGGUAAAAGGAUAUCAUGCUCCAUCUUAAUUUUGUCAUAUUGAAGUUUUUUGUCACUGCAUUCAUGUUAUAUUAAUAUAUGGCUUUUCGAGGCAUAAAAAUCACAGAUUACUUCCUUUUGUUUCAACAUGGAUUGCUCUCUUCAUGCUUUUCACAUCGCUGGCACUUUUAGGCAAGAAAAUUGAAUUUUAUCAUAGUUUCAAAUUCUUAUUAACUUUUGGAGAAGAUAAAAUGUGAACAGAGGGCUGGAUCUGGGCCGUAAUGAUAUAUGUAUGUAUGUAUGUAUAUAUGUCUACAUGCAUGCAUGCAUGUAUAUGUAUAUAUUUUAUUUAUAUUUAUAUAUUAGUCUAGGCAUAUUCUUAUAUGUGUAAAUUAACCUAGUCUCCCAUAUAUGUUUGUGAUCGUAUUAAUUCAAUCUUCCCAAUCCUACAAGUAGAUCUCGUUGAAUCUAAGUCAAAAUCCAAGUUUUGGUGUCAAUUUUAUGGUACAAGCAAAAGGAUACGUACACAUAUACAUACUAUGGGAAUCAAUGGUAUUUAAGGAGAUGCAACUCUCUAGAGAGUUGCAAUAUACUUUUUGGAUUUAAAAAUAUGUGCAAUUCUUUGGAUAUAUCUAUAAGUGUAAUCGUUUGGACUCCUAACUUGUAGCCAGAGUUGCAUCUCAUGCUUUGCAAGGUAGGCAAAGACAAAUUGGUUGAUAAUCGAAGUAUUUGAUCAAAUACAAUUCCACUAGCUUUCCUUGGACACUCCCGGAACUUCCUUCACGAGGGCCAUUGGUGGUCUGCUCUGCUGCUAGUUCAACUUAUACCAUCCGUUCCUCAGCACUCAACAAUCAUAACACCUAAUCUUGGCAGAGUCUCAAGGUUUUCAGCUUCCUCAAGUUUUCUAGUCAGUUUCAGGAUCUAGCGGUUCUCAACUUCUUCAAGUUUUCAAGAAAACUUGUCUUGAUUUCAAGGUAAUGGAGUGCAUUGGAAAAUUAGCCACGGAUCUUUGGAAUUUGACAUUCGAAAAAGCAAAGAAGUGGUACUAUUUGCGUGAUAAUCUAAGGUCGCUAGAAACGAAGUUGGAAGGAUUAAGCGGCAGAAAAUCUGACCUCGAGUCGCAAGUGACAAAUGCAGAAAGAUCAGGUACUAAGAAAAGGAAAAGUGAGGUUGCGAACUGGUUUGAGAAGGUAGCAAACAUAGAGGAUGAAUUCGGUGCAUUGAAAACGAGUAUAGAACAGGGUUGUCUUCUGAAAAAUGCAUUUAGCGGUGGGGAUAGAGUGGCGGAAAUGGACGCAACUGUAGAAGGCCUUAUUAAGCAAAGUAAGGAUUUUGGUGAGCUUUGCCUUGGGGUUUUUGAGAGCAGAGGUAAGCCACGAGUGACAACGAAAUUAUUUGGAGAAAAGUUUGACAGAGAUUUGAAAGAUAUCUUAAGCAUCUUAAGGAUUGGAGAAAAGUUGGACACCAAUGAGAUCUUAAGGAUUGGGAUCUGGGGGAUGGGUGGCGUGGGUAAGACUACAUUGGCGGAACACAUCCAUAAUCACCUCCUUAAGAAUACUCAAUCCUUAAGGGUUUAUUGGGUUUCUGUCUCCCAAGAUUUUACCAUCAAAGGGCUGCAAGGUGACGUUGCUAAACGCUUAGGGCUUGAUCUGUCACACGAGGAUGAUGAAAAAGUGAGGGCACGUAAGUUGGGUGACACAUUCGAGAAAAUGGAGGAAAUGGUAGUGCUCAUAUUGGAUGAUGUUUGGGAAGAAUUUCGUUUAAACAGCUUAGGGAUUGGUGCAAGAAAUUGCAGACUGAUUUUGACUACACGCUCAUUAGAAGUGUGCAACCGCAUGCGAUGCCAAAGCAAAUUUGAAUUGAAAACUUUGGACACAGAGGAAGCUUGGGGUUUGUUCGAGCGUACACUUGGCAGCGAGACCGUGCUUGACGGAGGUUUGAAAGAUACUGCCAAGUCCGUUGCGAAAAGGUGUGGUGGUUUGCCUCUUGGUAUUGUCGUAAUGGCUGGGAGCAUGAUAGGUGUGACCGACAUCCAUGAGUGGAGAAAUGCAUUGGUAGACUUGAAUAGAGUAGAGCACGGUAAGAUGGAAGAAAAGGUGUCUCGCAUCCUGGAACGGAGUUUCGAUCGCCUGGAUAAAUAUGAAAGGAAUUGCUUCUUGUAUUGCUGUCUUUAUCCGGAAGAUAGUGAUAUAAAAAGAAAGGAACUAAUAGUCCUGUUUAUUAGGGCAGAGCUGAUGUCAAAACGGGAAUCAUGGUCAGAAGAAUUUGAUCAAGGUCACACAAUAUUAAACAAACUGAUUAGAGUUUGCUUGCUGGAAAAAACUACAGAUGACUGUGUGAAGAUGCAUGAUUUGGUCAGAGAUAUGGCAAUAAGGAUCACGCAUGGAAACUCCAAACCAGAGAGCAGCAGAGAUGAUGUACCACGAUUCUUGGUGAAAAGCUUGGGAAAGGGAAAUUCUAAAGUAACACAAAAUUGGACAGAAGAUCUCCAUGCGGUUUCCUUCUAUUCACAAAAUUUCAAAGAAAUAGAAAUUCCACCAGCCUGGUCACCAAAUUGUCCUAAGCUCUCGACCUUGCUUCUUUCUUGGGUUUCCAUAAAAGAAAUCCCAGAUUCAUUCUUUCGGCACAUGUGUGGACUUAAAGUUUUGAAUCUAUCUUUGUGCAAAGGUAUAACAGAGUUGCCUAAUUCUGUUUCGGACAUGGUGAAUCUUACUGCCCUGAUUUUGAGGUCUUGUAGUGACCUCCAAUCUGUGCCACCACUGGGAAAGCUCAAGCAAUUGAGGGAUUUGGACCUAUCCUCCACUAAGAUUGAGGAUUUACCUGAAGGUUGGGAGUCACUGGUCAACCUCGAAAGGCUUAACUUGGACGAGUGUCGGAGUUUAAGACGAAAGAUAAUAAUACCAAAAGAGACAUUUUCCAAAUUGACCCGUCUUCAAUGGCUAGCAUUGCCACUCUAUGGUAGGGUACAAGUUAAUGAUCCAGAAGUGUUGAACCAAUUAGAAUGUUUUAAAGGAUAUUUGUCUCUUACGAAUUUCUAUAAAAUUACUCGGUGGCCAAAAUACUAUAUGGUUUAUAUCAAUGACAUCUUAACUAAGUAUCCAUUUUAUGGUUGUGGGGACCAGAAACAACUGUAUUUCCAUCAGUGUGAGCUUGGUAGAGGAUCGAACAAUCUGCCAGAUGAUAUGGAAUGUCUGGUAAUCGAGGAUUGUGAGGGCAUGGGCAUUAGGUGCUUGUCAGAUGUUUUUAAGAAUUUUAUAAAUUUAAGCCACUUAUCUGAAUUGUAUAUUAAGGAUUUGGUUGGAAUAGAGUUCCUCUGGCAAUUGUCCUCUGCUUCUCCACGUGAUCAGUUGGAAGUCUCGUAUUUUAGUCCACUCUGUGAUCUCCAAGUGCUAAGCCUCUCCGGGUUGCCAAAUCUGGUUGGUCUAUUUUACGGAGAAUCAGAACCAUCAUAUUUGCUUCCAGCUGGCACCUUUUCUUCCCUCAAAUAUUUGUGGAUUUCUGAAUGUCACAACAUGAAGCAGCUAUUCACAGUGCAGUUGCUGCAGAACCUUCAAAAUCUUGAAUUAUUAGAUGUUAAAAAUUGUGAAGGACUGGAAGAGAUAGCAGCAGAUGGCAAUGGAGAAGGACAAGGAGGAGGAGAAGGCACCCAAUUGACCUCAUGUGAAGGAGCCACCGCCACUGUCAUCAACCUUCCGAAAUUGAGGCGGUUGCAUCUGGAUAACCUGCCACAACUGAAGAACGUUUGCAAGGCAGCCAUGAUCUGCAAUUCAAUUGAGGAUAUUGCAAUAUUCGGUUGUCCAAAUUUAAAGAGGCUGCCUUCGUUUCUUUCUGCCAUCGACGGACCACCAAAUUUGCUUCCAGCUGGCACCUUUUCUUUCCUCAGAGUAUUGUGGAUUUCUAAAUGUCACAACAUGAAGCAGCUAUUCACAGUGCAGUUGCUGCAGAGCCUUCAAAAUCUUGAAGAAUUACACGUUUGCAAUUGUGAAGGACUGGAGGAGAUAGCAGCAGAUGGCAAUGGAGUAGGACAAGGAGGAGGAGAAGGCACCCAAUUGACCUCAUGUGAAGGAGCCACCGCCACUGUCAUCAACCGUCCGAAAUUGAGGCGGUUGCAUCUGCGUAACCUGCCACAACUGAAGAACGUUUGCAAGGCAGCCAUGAUCUGCGAAUCAAUUGAGGAUAUUGCAAUAUUCGGUUGUCCAAAUUUAAAGAGGCUGCCUUCGUUUCUUUCUGCCAUCGACGGACCACCAUAUUUGCUUCCAGCUGGCACCUUUUCUUCCCUUAAAAAAUUGAGCAUUUCUAAAUGUCACAACAUGAAGCAGCUAUUCACAGUGCAGUUGCUGCAGAGCCUUCAAAAUCUUGAAACAUUAACAGUUAUAGAAUGUGAAGGACUGGAGGAGAUAGCAGCAGAUGGCAAUGGAGUAGGACAAGGAGGAGGAGAAGGCACCCAAUUGACUUCAAGUGAAGGAGCCACCGCCACUGUCGUCCUUCCGAAAUUAAGGCUGUUGCAUCUGGGGCGGCUGCCGCAACUGAAGAACAUUUGCAAGGCAGCCUUGAUCUGCGAUUCAAUCAAGGAGAUCGCAAUAUUUAAUUGUCCAAAUUUAAAGAGGCUGCCUUCGUUUCUUUCCACCAUCAACGGACUACCAUCUGUUCCCACUACUCUUCACAAAAUCAGGGGAGAUAAAGAAUGGUGGGAAUCAUUAGAAUGGGACAAUUCCUACACCAAAAAUGCCCUUGACCCAUUUAUUACUACAACAGAUCGUCGACAGGAUCUGAUGAUCAUGUUAAGCAAGCCUGUGAGUGCUGUGCCUGUGAGUCGUCACUCCUCUCAUUUUGCUAACAAAUACAGUCCUUUCAAAGAAAACAAACGGGUGUUAACGCAGAUAAAAGUAAGAUCACUUCUUUUCAAUGUGUUAUUAACGCAGUUCUGCAGAACUGAAACAGUCGAUUAAACUCAGAGAUACAGAUACCAUACGGUUUAGCUACCAUGCUCGAGAAUACUAAAUAUAUCAUUCAAAAGACAGUGCAAGAAAACCCCCAGAAAUGCAGAUUUGCAACAAAUAAACAAAGGAUCCAGUGAGUGCAGUGCUCGCAGAUAUCAAGCAACAGUAGUUGAAGAAGAACCAUUAUUUGCACAACUUCUCUCAUUCCUCAAGUUUUGUGAAUUGAUUCAUCCCAAAACAUGAAACAUUAAAUGCCUCCUAAAAAUUUGACUACUUGAACAAAAAGAAGGGAACAAUAACUUGUCAAAUUAUUGAGUAAACUAAGGUUCUGAAAA
Molecule: messenger RNA, 5441 nt
Organism: Coffea arabica (coffee)
Lineage: Eukaryota; Viridiplantae; Streptophyta; Magnoliopsida; Gentianales; Rubiaceae
Source: RefSeq, a predicted model, not a curated record